CAUCGACUAGGCUAUCAUUCACCUCAGAGACAGGAAGAGUGGGCUUUGCUGGAUCCUUCUCAGAAGAAUCUUUACAAAGAUGUGAUGCUGGAGACCUAUAUGAACCUCACUGCUAUAGGCUACAAAUGGGAAGAUCUUAAUAUUGAAGAACAUUGUCAAUGUCCUCGAAGACAUGGAAGGCAUGAAAGAAGUCAUACUGGAGAGAAACCCUAUGAAUGUAAUCAAUGUGAUAAAGGCUUUUCACCACACAGUCAUUUUCAAAAGCAUAAAAUAACACAUACCGGACAGAAAACCUAUGAAUAUAAUCAAUGUGGUAAAGUCUUUGCACAACACAGUCUUCAAAUGAUUAAAAUAACACAUACUGGAGAGAAACCCUAUGAAUGUAAUCAAUGCAGUAAAGCAUUUGCACGUCACAGUCAUCUUCAAAUGCAUGAAAGAACACAUACUGGAGAGAAACCCUAUGAGUGUAACCAAUGUGGUAAAGCCUUUGCAUGUCAUAGUAAUCUCCAAAUACAUGAAAGAAGACAUAUGGAAGAGAAACCCUAUAAAUGUAAUCAAUGUGGUAAAGGCUUUGUAUGUCAAAGUAGUCUCCGAAUACAUAAAAGAAAACAUACUGGAGAGAAACCCUAUGAAUGUAAUCAAUGUGGUAAAGCCUUUGCACAACAUAGUAGUCUUCAAAUGCAUAAAAUAACACAUACUGGAGAGAAACCCUAUGAGUGUAAUCAAUGCAGUAAAGCCUUUGCACAACACAGUGCUCUUCAAAUGCAUAAAAGAACACAUACUGGAGAGAAACCCUAUGAAUGUAAUCAAUGUGGUAAAGCCUUUGCUUGUCAUAGUAAUCUCCAAAUACAUAAAAGAAGACAUACUGGAGAGAAACCCUAUCAAUGUAAUCAGUGUGGUAAAGCCUUUGCACAACAUAGUCAUCUUCAAAGGCAUAAAAUAACACAUACUGGAGAGAAACCCUAUGAAUGUAAUCAGUGUGAUAAAGCCUUUGCACAACACAGUAGUCUUCAAAUGCAUAAAAGAACACAUACUGGAGAGAAACCCUAUGAGUGUAACCAAUGUGGUAAAGCCUUUGCACAACAAAGUAAUCUCCAAAUACAUAAAAGAAGACAUACUGGAGAGAAACCCUAUGAAUGUAAUCAAUGUGGUAAAACCUUUGCACAACCCAGUCAUCUUCAAAGGCAUAAAAGAACACAUACUGGAGAGAAACCCUAUGAAUGUAAUCAAUGUGAUAAAGCCUUUGCACAACAAAGUAAUCUCCAAAUACAUAAAAAAAGACAUACUGGAGAGAAGCCCUAUGAAUGUAAUCAAUGUGGUAAAACUUUUGAGCAACACAGUGCUCUUCAAAUGCAUAAAAUUACACAUACUGGAGAGAAGCCCUAUGAAUGUAAUCAAUGUGAUAAAGCCUUUGCACAAAACAGUCAUCUUCAAAGGCAUGAAAGAAAACAUACUGGAGAUAAACCCUAUCAAUGUAAUCAAUGUGGUAAGACCUUUGCACAACACAGUCAUCUUCAAAGGCAUAAAACAAUACAUAUGGAUGUGGUGGUAUUGUGUUCCCCAAAAUAUUGUGCACCCUAAUAAACUUAUCUGGGGUCACAGAACAGAACAGCCACAAUAUUAAACAUAGAGGAUAGGCAGUGGUAGCACACGCCUUUAAUCCUAGCAUUCCAGAGGCAGAAAUCCAUCUGGAUCUUUGUGAGUUCAAGGCCACAUUGGAAACAGCCAGGCAUGGUGACACACGCCUUCAAUCCCAAGAAAUGAGCCUUUAAUCCCAGGGAAUGAUGGCAGAAAGCAGAAAGAUAUAUAAGGUGUGAAGAUCAGAAACUAGAAGCAUUUGGCUGGUUAAGCUUUUAGACUUUUGAGUAGCACAAUUCAGCUGAGAUCCAUUUUAGAUGAGGACACAGAAGCUUCCAGUCUGAGGAAACAGGAUCAGCUGUGGAAUUGGCAAGACCUUUAAGAUUCAUGCUACAUAUGGGAGAGAAACCCUAUGAGUGUAAUCAAUGUGGUAAAGCCUUUGAGCAACACAGUGCUCUUCAAAUGCAUAAAAUUACACAUACUGGAGAGAAACCCCAUGAAUAUAAUCAAUGUGAUAAAGCCUUUGCAUGUAUUAGUAAUCUUCAAAAUCAUAAGAAAUCAUACUGCAGAGAAACCCUCUAAAUGUAAAGUUUUGCAAGUCACAGUAGUCUUUAUUACAAGAGUAAAACUUUUAGUUUAUAAUUGGUCUGUUAAAGCCUUUGAAUAUAAAAUUAGACUUGAGGAUCUGAAAAACCUCAUACUGAAAGGAAACUAUAAGUGAUUUGGUGAGAUCUUUAGCCAACACUUAUAUUCAGUUACACAAAAUUAUUCUGGAGAGAAAAAUCUGAUGAGUGUCAACAAUCUGUUUAAGCAUUAUGAUGUCCCUUUUUAUUUUGUUUAAACCUGCAAAGUCACAUG
This is a messenger RNA of Peromyscus californicus insignis, 2436 nucleotides long. RefSeq names its product zinc finger protein 431-like. NCBI's taxonomy places the organism in Eukaryota, Metazoa, Chordata, Mammalia, Rodentia, Cricetidae. Gene Ontology annotation, biological process: regulation of transcription by RNA polymerase II. Gene Ontology annotation, cellular component: nucleus. The transcript has a single exon. The record is from RefSeq and is a predicted model, not a curated record. The annotation marks the transcript as partial. Gene Ontology annotation, molecular function: DNA-binding transcription activator activity, RNA polymerase II-specific; RNA polymerase II cis-regulatory region sequence-specific DNA binding.